AUGGCCUGUAAUUAUGAAGCCUGGUUUGAAAGGGACAAGAAAUGGUGGUGUCGGGGGGCAGCCUGGAAUUCCUGCAAGAUCCUGGUAGAAACCACUGGAAGAGAGGAGGUGAAGAAGGACCGUGUGACCCUCAGGGAUGACCAGAGAGAGCACAGGCUCACCAUGACCAUAGAGAGGCUCAGACUUGAGGACACAGACAAAUACUGGUGCAAGAUUGCAAGACUCGGAAAUGUUCAGGGUGUGUCCAUCAAAGUGGUUGUGAGCCCAGCACCUACCACCAUGACCACUACUAAGACCACCAUGACCACAAUCACGGGCAUGACAACUACCACCACCAAGAGGGCACUCACAACACCAGCACCCCCAGAAGAGAACAUACUCUCCCCCAGUGUGAUGGGUCUCCCCUCCAACACCACAGGCUCCUCCAUCCCCAUGUUCCACCAUGUCAUCUGUGCCAUGUUGCUGCUUCCCCUUUUCCUGAUUUCCCUGCUUGUUUGGAAAAAGCUGAAGCAACAGAGGACAGGGGAGAGGGGCACCACCCAAAGAUCAGUAGUGAGAGUUGAGCUGGAGAAAAUGAAGCUGCAGGUGGCCAAAGAGAAGACCCACACUGCAACCCCCAUCCUGGUGCCUGGAGCCCUGAGACACAUGGAGUACUGGAGCCGUGAGCCUGAUGCAGAGGAGCAGGAGGAGGUCUACUAUGCGCAUCUGUCUCUGCAUCCCUGUGGUCCAGCACUCAUUUAUGACAAUACAGCCCCUCCGAAGUCACCCAGUGCCAGCAGAAGCCGUGAGGUGGCCAUUGAAUACAGCAGUCUGGAGGCCCAAGACUGA
Suncus etruscus (white-toothed pygmy shrew) is the source of this 828-nucleotide messenger RNA. Its product is annotated as CMRF35-like molecule 5. The transcript has 6 exons. Gene Ontology annotation, cellular component: plasma membrane. Gene Ontology annotation, molecular function: transmembrane signaling receptor activity. The record is from RefSeq and is a predicted model, not a curated record. The coding region runs from base 1 to 828 and encodes 275 amino acids. Lineage: Eukaryota; Metazoa; Chordata; Mammalia; Eulipotyphla; Soricidae.